Molecule: messenger RNA, 1698 nt
Organism: Acaromyces ingoldii
Lineage: Eukaryota; Fungi; Basidiomycota; Exobasidiomycetes; Exobasidiales; Cryptobasidiaceae
Product: MFS general substrate transporter
Exons: 5
Coding region: 1-1698 (565 amino acids)
Biological process (GO): transmembrane transport; basic amino acid transport
Cellular component (GO): fungal-type vacuole membrane
Molecular function (GO): basic amino acid transmembrane transporter activity
Source: RefSeq, a predicted model, not a curated record
AUGAGCGCAGGGAGUAGCGGAGGUGAGGCGACGGAGCGCACGCCGCUCCUGCGUCGCUCGGACAAUGGCGACGGCAGUGGCGGCGAACAGGGGCGCGAUAUUGCCAUGCCGCCCCUCUCACGCCUGGCCCCCAUCUGCGUCGCCAUCUGGGUCCCCGUCUUUGUCGCCUCGCUCGACUCAACAAUCGUCGCCACCCUCGUGGGAUCCGUCUCGUCGUCCUUCAACCGGUCCGAGCAGGCUGCAUGGCUGGGCUCCAGCUAUCUCCUCUCCGUCUGCUGCUUCACGCCCAUCUACGGCAGGCUGUGCGACAUUAUGGGACGCAAGUAUGCCAUGCUCCUUGCCCUGUCCUUUUUCAGCGCCGGCAACCUCCUCUGCGGCCUUGCACCCAGCAUGGAGAUCCUCAUUGCUGCGAGAGCCAUCGCGGGAGCCGGCGGAGGCGGCCUUACUACUUGCACGAGUACCAUUCUCUCCGACAUUAUUCCUCUGCGCAACCGCGGACUCUAUCAGGGCUUGACCAACAUCAUCUAUGGCCUCGGUGCAGGCCUGGGUGGGCCCAUGGGCGGCCUCCUCAACGAUACCUGGGGCUGGCGAAACGCAUUCCUGGUUCAGAUGCCCUUUCUGAUCCUCUCGCUCGCGCUCUGCCUCUUUAUCAUCCCCAUGGGCCCAAAGAUCAAACCAGACGGCCAGAUGCUCGACCGCGAGGCCGAGGAAGAACCAAGCAUCUUUGAAAAGCUCAAGACGAUCGACGUCAUUGGUUCUUUGACGCUUGUCGGCUUCGUUGGCUCGAUCCUCUUUAGCCUCUCUUCGAUGUCAGCCGACGAUCGAACCAUCGACGAGCCAAUCGUGUGGGGCGGUCUCGUCUUCGGCACCGUCAGCGGUGUGCUCUUUGUCUUUGUCGAGACAAAGGUGGCGCGUAGCCCGAUUCUGCCCAUGAAACUUCUCACUUCGCGCACCGGCGCUGCUGUUGCCAUCUGCAACUUGACUCAGUCGAUCACCAACUUUGCCUUUCUCUACAAUUACCCGUUGGUCCUCCAGGCCGUCCGACUCGAGUCUGCUUCCAAGGCGGGCCUGCAUCUGAUUCCCAACUCGAUUAUGCUGUCGAUCGGCAGCGUCAUGGCGGGCCUCUAUAUGCGCAAGACGGGCUACUACCACAGGUACAACGUCUUCAGUGCUGCGCUCAUCGUCGUCAGCAUGUCCUGGAUCCUGCUUCUCAGCCCCAAGACACCUGAAUGGAUCACGUACGCCGCCGUCGUUCCCACGGGCUUUGGUUUCGCCAGCGUGCUCACCUGCACCCUGCUCGCCCUCAUCAACACGGUGCCUCGGUCUGAGAUUGCCGUUGCCACGGGCGUCUCCUACCUCUUUCGCACCACCGGCCAGGUCGUGGGCGUCGCCGUCUCCGGCGCCAUCCUGCAGAACUCGCUCAAGCACGAGCUGCGCAAGCGGAUUAAGGGAGCAGGCGCCGAGGAGCUCAUCACAAAGAUUCGGCACCAGUCGAGCAUCAUUCCCCAACUGGCAAAGGCACAGCAGAAGGCGGCCAUCAGGUCGUACGACGUCAGUCUCAAGCAUGCCUUCUUCUUUGCCCUCUGUUCCUCCCUCAUUACGCUCCUGGCCACCUAUAUGAUGGAGAAUCUGAAGCUACCAGAGGUCGGCAAUAAGCCCCUUCAGGCUUCCGAAGAAGAAGAGGCUACUCAAUCAUAA